UGUGUGCCCUGCCUCUUUUCAGGGCCAAGCCUACUUCCUGGUGGAUGAGGCAGCUCCUCCGUGUUGUCGUAGUAAGAAGUCCGGGGGGCAGCUGAAGGGACGGUGGAGGCUGUGGAAGCUCCGUCAGCCGUUAGUUAGUUAGCAUACUUUGUUAGUUGCGUUGCUAAUUUUUGACGAAACAAUGGGAAGCACCGUGAUGGAGUCCAGCAAGGAAAGCUCGAAGAAAAUGCCAAAGAAGAGGAGAAGUCUGCGGAUUAACAUGCCAGAUUUUGGUGCGUUUGCUUCCCCUCAAGUGGAAACGAGUGGCUCAACCAAAAGUGGCUCUCAGAUGGGAGUGCGUCACAUCCGUUCGGCCAGCCCCACCAAAGGAGUGUCUCCGAAGACCUCACUGCCCCCAUGUCCCCAGUCUGCUCCAGUGCAAUUAAAGUCUAAUUCAGGUUCACCCAAAACUAUCUUCCCUUAUCCCUUGUAUCAGAACUCCCCACCCAAGUCCCCCCGUCGCCUGAGCUUCAGUGGUAUCUUCCGAUCAUCCUCCAAUUCUCCAACUGCAAGCAUCAAAAUCUUUUCCAGAACCAGGAGAGCCUCUGGACUCUCCACACCUCCCACCACCCCGACCCAGGCAUCCAGCCAACCUGUGUUCACCCAGGAGGCCCAGCAGAGCGGCCCCAGCCCUGAGCGCCUGGAACCGAGCUCUCGCGCUCGCUCCCUCUCCACACCUCCGGACACAGGACAGCGCCUCAGCCUUCCUUCUGCUAAACCCCCGAUCCCCUCAUCGAGCCCUGUGCCAUCUUACUCUACCUCACAACAAGUCUACGGUUUAUUCGAAGGCAUGCUGGAGAAACUUGAACUAGAUGAUGAUGCUGCUGAACCUGAGAGUGAUAUUUACAUGCGCUUUAUGAAAUCCCACAAGUGCUACGAUAUCGUUCCCACAAGCUCCAAGUUGGUUGUGUUUGACACAGCGCUCCAAGUUAAGAAAGCGUUUUUCGCCUUGGUAGCCAACGGUGUGCGAGCUGCUCCGCUAUGGGACACAGAGAAGCAAAGCUUUGUGGGAAUGCUAACAAUCACAGAUUUCAUCAUCAUACUACACAGAUACUAUAAGUCACCAAUGGUGCAAAUUUAUGAAUUAGAGGAACAUAAGCUUGAGACGUGGAGAGAGGUUUACCUUCAAGCAACAUUCAAACCUCUAGUCAACAUAUCGCCGGAUGCAAGCCUGUUUGAUGCAGUGUACACCCUCAUCAAAAACAAAAUUCACCGCCUGCCUGUCAUCGACCCUGUCACAGGGAAUGCACUUUAUAUUCUCACACACAAGAGGAUCCUCAAGUUCCUCCAGCUGUUUAUGUGUGAAAUGCCAAAGCCAGCUUUCAUGAAGCAGACUCUGGGUGAGCUGGGGAUUGGUUCGUACCAUGACAUUGCUUUCAUCCACCCAGACACACCCAUCAUCAAAGCACUCAACAUCUUUGUGGAGAGGCGAGUGUCUGCUUUGCCUGUGGUGGAUGAUUCAGGAAAGGUUGUGGAUAUUUACUCCAAGUUUGAUGUGAUUAACUUGGCUGCUGAGAAGACGUACAACAAUCUGGACAUUACAGUGACGCAGGCGCUGAAACAUCGCUCUCAGUACUUCGAAGGAGUUAUGAAGUGCCACAAAAUGGAAACUAUGGAGACCAUUGUGGACAGAAUAGUCAAAGCUGAAGUGCAUCGGUUGGUGGUGGUGGAUGAGUGCUCCAGCAUCGAGGGCAUUGUUUCCCUGUCGGACAUCCUCCAGGCUCUGGUGCUCAGCCCUGCAGAUGCCUGUAAGGAGGAGAACCUGACUGAAUGAGAGAGGAGUGCAUCAGCUUUAGUGGAGAUGUGGUGGGAGUAAACAAAUUGAAAGGUUAAAGUCGGGAGUGUGAGGCUGAGUGGAGCCAGUCUGAAGUUCCCAGAGACGCCUGCACCGGAUGCUCUAUAAAGGCUUGGAAUCCAAAGAGCUAGACAGCUGAGUGAAGUGGAGUUCUGCACUGAGGAUCAUUUUUUGGGGGGGUUAUUUCUGUUUGUUUGAACACUGAUCAGAUGCACACAGUUCAUUACAGAGUAUAUAGGCACACACACAUUCUCUCACACACACCCACACAUACAGACAAAUACAGCCCCUCUGGGUAAAGGGAGAAAAGUCAAGUCAGAUUCUGAUGAGUUCAGGACUCAGUGUUUUGGGAUUGUGUAGUUCCAGUGAUGAUGCUGUCAUCAGAUGACGUAAGCCUCAUAUUGUAGUUGACACUGAAUGUCAUCACCUCCAGGAAACUUUGCUGUGGAAAGGUGAACAUUCAGAGAUGCAACUGGGUUUGGAAGCCAAACUACACUUCAACUACAGUGUGGCUGUUUUAUGACAGUUCAUAAAAAAGGAUGUUAGCCCGUGCCAAUAGAGCGUUCAGUGCCCAAUCUUGAUUUGUGCCUUUUGUUUUACCAUCUCCACAUUGGUUUUGUGUCCUUUGGAUUUGUUUUGACAAAUGAGUGCAAUUAUUUGGGAUUGUAUAGAAGGUGAAUGUGUAAUACUGAAGCAGAUGGCAACUUGUACCGUCUGCUCCGAUGAUUUUCAUUUAUUUGGUUGCAUUUUUUGUGACUAAUCUUUUAAACCGUGUCGAGAAUUUCGAAUAGAUCAAACUCCGGUAAGGAAACCCUAAAUAAAGUCAAAAUUACUUUGGCACUUUUAUGCGGUGCCGAGACAAAAAAAAAACACAAAAAACUGUACAUUAACGAGGAUUCUAUGAGUGAGUCCCUCUUGCUCGUCCCUUAAAGAUGCUGGGGAUUUUUUACAUUCAUUGUCAGUGAUUUUGAUGCUUCAGAUAGUCUGACACAAACAUGCAAAGCGACUCGGUUGUCUCAGCUGUAGCUCGACAGAACUCAUCUCCAUCUUUGACUGUAAAUAGGAUCGUUUUUGGGAAACGUGUCACAGAAAGCUUUAUUUUUAUGAAUGUGUCAACCUGAUUAAAGAGACUGCAGUUUUAAUGUUAUUUUUGUAAAUACAUUGUGGCAAUAUGUCUAGUUCAGAGAAACUUUGUAUCGGAUCAACAUGUACUGUAAAUGUGCAAGCAUGAGAAACUACACUUCAGCAGUAUGAAUGUUAUUUGUUUUACUUUUUCUAUUUUUCUGGCUGCAGAAAAAUAAACGGACACUGAAUGUACUUUAAA
Molecule: messenger RNA, 3158 nt
Organism: Acanthochromis polyacanthus (spiny chromis)
Lineage: Eukaryota; Metazoa; Chordata; Actinopteri; Pomacentridae
Product: 5'-AMP-activated protein kinase subunit gamma-2-like
Exons: 16
Coding region: 182-1813 (543 amino acids)
Source: RefSeq, a predicted model, not a curated record